Molecule: messenger RNA, 699 nt
Organism: Penicillium subrubescens
Lineage: Eukaryota; Fungi; Ascomycota; Eurotiomycetes; Eurotiales; Aspergillaceae
Exons: 2
Coding region: 1-699 (232 amino acids)
Source: RefSeq, a predicted model, not a curated record
AUGGCAACGCUGUCGGAACUGCUGCAGAGCUGUCUCACCCAGUUCACCUCAUUAAUCUCUUCCACACUCUGUGAACACACCGAUCAAAUUGCUCUACAAGACUGGAAGGAUGAACUGGGCCGCCUUCACGUAUGGGCAGCAAACAUCGGUGCUCACCAGACUAGUCUAUCGUCACUCGAUUACCGCCUUAAGGAUGCGUCUCAUAUUAAGAGCCAGAUAGUGAGGCUUUUAGAGAGAGUUCGGGAGCUGCUCACGGACCUCGCGGAAGUCAUAGACGAGGAAGAAGAUGACAGCUCACAGGAAAAUGCUUUUGAAGCGCAGCAUGACCGGUUGGUCGGAACAGUCAAGCUGGAUGAUGAGCCCUUCCAGUUCUGGGCUAGGCAGUAUGUUUCCGACAAAUAUCCGGAUGCGGAUGAGCUAGUUAUCAAUCGCAUCAGUUCUGCAAUGGAACGUCAAAGGGCCAUUUUGAAUUACCGUGAACGACACCAUGUGAAAUUAAGCUAUGGCAUUAAUUGUGAGGGAGAUGGCAAAUCAACGGUUCUCUCGGAAACGGUUGCGACAGAUGUUAUUCCUGGUCAAUCCAACGACAUAGUAUCUGAUGCCGGCGGAUCCGAAACCUCAUACGGUAGUAUCCUUCUCAAGGGGACAGGUAUAGAGGCUCCAAAAAUACCACCAAUACCCCGAAGCGGCGCCCAGUAG